Messenger RNA from Phymastichus coffea, 939 nucleotides. Its product is annotated as choline transporter-like 2. Gene Ontology annotation, cellular component: membrane. The transcript is spliced from 4 exons. NCBI's taxonomy places the organism in Eukaryota, Metazoa, Arthropoda, Insecta, Hymenoptera, Eulophidae. The annotation marks the transcript as partial. Gene Ontology annotation, biological process: transmembrane transport. The record is from RefSeq and is a predicted model, not a curated record. Gene Ontology annotation, molecular function: transmembrane transporter activity.
UGUAGCCUCACAGUAUAUUCAUUCCAACAGGUCGGUUACAAAACCAUAUGUAUCAUUAUACAAGAAUCUUGCAAAGCAAUGGUAUGUCAUCCAUCUAGUAUCUUAAUCGUUACUAUUUACUUCGCUUUGAUAGUAUUAGUAAAUUAUUUCAUUGCGAUCGUUACGUUAAGAAUACUGGCCAUUUCAAAAUACGAAAUAAAUGAUUCAUCCAAAUUUAUUGAUCCGCCGAAAAAUGUUUUAUUUCUAUUAUUUACUUUCAUUGGUUGUUCUUGUUGGAUAAUAGCCGUAAUUUACAAUAUUCAGCGAGUGACGUUGUAUGGCAUUUUUAGUACGUGGUAUCAAACUGCAGAUAAAACCAAAAUUAGUUGUACCAUUUCUAUCAAAAUGAUGUACACAAUUUUCAGAUAUCACUUUGGAACUUUAACUUUUGGUUCUACUAUUUUUACGAUAAUUCCGAUAAUACGCAUCAUAUUUAAUAGUCGGACUGAUUUGUACAGAAAGUUUAAAGCAAAUAAAAAUACCAUCUUCUGUUAUUUGGUCAUACUUGUUAACGCGACUUCGAAUACUUUCGUAACUUGUGUGAGCCAUGGCACUGGCUAUUACCACUCAAUGCAAGACUCAUUUAAAUUACUCAUGCAACAUCCACUGAAGUUUGUCACUAUUCGUAUUAUCACUGAAUUGUUGAUAUUUUUUGGAGCUGUUCUGAUUCCUGGUUUGACGCUUUUUUUUGCAUACCAGUACAUCCUCCCGGAUACGGAUACGGAUGGCAUUACAAUAAUUGUAAUUGCAACUGUUUUAUUUUCAAUAACAUUCAUUUUUCUUCAAAGUUUUCAUGCUGCAACAACUGCAGUUUUGCAUUGUUUUUUAGAAGAUCUGAACUUCAAAACAAAUGAAAGUGAUUGCAAUGAAAAUAUUAGUGUUGUCAAUGACGACGCUUGA